GAACAAGGUGUAAUUAUUUUUUCCCACGUAUCGUUAUUAUGAGCAAGCUUCAAAGUCCAUACUGUACACAAUAACGCCAUCUACAAAUAUCGAAUAUUGCUGUUUGGUUAAAAACACAACUCGCUUUGGUUAAAUUAUCUAUUUCAAACAGAUAACAAUGCUGAAUCACUGAUGGAAAAGUUAUACGUAUUAAACGCCAAUAUAAUCGAUUUAAAGUUUAUAUCACAUAAAUAUAAAUUGCUGAUAGAUUCUUAGUAUAAAAUGCGUUAAUGAUUACAUUAACCUAAAUGUUACAAAGAUAGAAUUUAUUUUACAGCAGUACUUCGCACUCUAAAAGUUUCAACGACAAAUAAAGUAUGAGUCGCGUUGAUUUAAAAGUUGUUUUACUAGGUAACGCGGCUGUAGGAAAAACUAGCCUUGUAGAACGUUUCGUGAAUGAAAGAUUCAAUGAAAGUCUGUCAUACCAAAAUACUAUAGGAGCUGCAUUUGCAGCGAAGCAAAUGCAAGUCGAUGGAAAAAAGCUUAUCAUGGGAAUAUGGGAUACAGCAGGCAGUGAAAAAUAUAAUGCUAUGAUUAAAUUAUAUUAUCGUGGUGCAAAAGCAGCUGUAGUAUGUUAUGAUAUUACAAAAUCAAAUACAUUUCAAAAAGCAAAAUACUGGGUAAAAGAACUUAGGUCUGUUGAAGAAGGCUGUAAAAUUUACAUUUGUGCUACAAAAAAGGAUAUCUUGCAGCAUGGUGUAGUUGCUUCUCCUGAUAUAGAUGUUGUAGAAACAUAUGCUGCAGGCAUUCAGUCUAAGUUUUUUAUAACAUCUAGUAAAACUGGAGAAAAUGUUGCUGAAUUGUUUAAUGAAAUUGCUCAAGACUUUGCAUCUGAUCCAGAAAAUGCACCCAUAUUAGAGGAAACAAUUGAUAUAAGUAAUAAAUCUAAAGGAACACAUUGUUGUUAAUAAAUAUAUAAUCAGUAUUAAGAAUUAUCAUAA
This is a messenger RNA of Megachile rotundata (alfalfa leafcutting bee), 980 nucleotides long. Its product is annotated as ras-related protein Rab-24. The record is from RefSeq and is a predicted model, not a curated record. Lineage: Eukaryota; Metazoa; Arthropoda; Insecta; Hymenoptera; Megachilidae. Gene Ontology annotation, molecular function: GTP binding; GTPase activity.